AUGAUAUUCAUAUCACUACUCCUAUACUGCACUCUCACACUAGCCAAUCUUGCCAAGUUUGACAACAACCAACACUCUCAAGUAUGUGCAGGAGUCUACUCAAAAAAGGAUUGGGGUGGGUCGAUAAAACCACACAUUGGAUUAUCGUUAUCGCAAUAUCAGGACCACAAAUACGACUCCAAGCAUAAAGAUGCCACCUACGACGAUAUCAAAGUAAGCUACAUCAUUUUCGAGUAUAAGGAUCUCAUCAAUAUUGGGGCUUAUCUCGGUGAAGGACGAUAUAAAUUCAUUUGUGAUGAAUAUGCCGUUAAUGACUUGAAAGUAUGUUCGCAGGAUCAAAUUGGCCAGUUUAUCGUCAAUGCGAAUUCUACAAACUCAACCAUCUUGUCGUCACAAUUGCACCAAUUGGGCAAUGCCAAUAUCGAUUACCCAAUCAACCAAACUGGUUAUUACUGCAUUUCAACAUUUUCCCCCACGAGUGACGACGUCAAGUAUAGAGGAACCAUCAAUUUCCAAAAUGCAUUUGGACAAUUGAACGCUAGUGAAAUACCAAAGUUGCCAGCAUACGGGAUCUUGACCUUGUGUUAUGCUAUCGCGUUGGCAUUAUUUGGUUUCCAAUUUUUCAAAAAGAGAAAAGAAAAUCAAAUCUUGCCCUUGCAACGAUACUUGUUGGCAAUGUUGGGCUUUUUGACAUUUGACACGUUGGUGAUUUGGUCAUAUUACGAUUAUGUCAAUCGAGUGUCGAACCGGGAAAAUGGGUUUGGAAUAUUUUAUAUGAUUUUCAUGGCGGUUUUGAAUGCCGUCAAGAUUACAUUUUCAUUCUUUCUUUUGCUCUGUAUUGCAUUGGGAUAUGGAGUCGUCAAAUUGAAAUUGAACAAGAGAACAAUGCUUUAUUGUAAAAUACUUGCUGGAUUCAACUUUGCCUCGUCGUUGACGUAUUUGAUCUUCAACUACAUUAGUGGCUCAUCAACGGCUUUAGUAAACAGCGACAGUAUCGAUGACGGAGAUGCAAGUGACUUGUUGGGAUUGUUACCAUUGAUCCCCAUUUCAAUUGUCUUGUCAAUCUAUUAUGUGACGAUAUUGACAUCACUCCGCAAGACAACCCAGUCACUACAUCAACAACGUCAAAUCAUUAAACUACAAUUGUACCAAAACUUGUUCAAGAUUGUAUUUUCAGCAAUCAUUUUGACAUUCCUUGGUCUCACUUUAAGUUCAUUCAUUUACUUGUCAAUGUCAACAACCCAAAUGUUUGAAGAGCAUUGGAAAAGUGCUUUUUUCAUUUUCGAUUUCUGGCCAAGUGUCGUCUUCUUUAUGGUGUUUAUGAUUAUCGCUUGGUUAUGGCGUCCAACUGAAACCAGCUAUAUGUUGGCAGUAUCACAACAAUUGUCGACUGGCGGUGGAGACGAAGAUGACCCAAAUUAUGAUCCGGAAAACCCCAAUUAUCAAGGUCCUGGAGGAACAGAGUUUGAAUUGGACGAUUUGUCGUUGAUGAGUCACGACGACGACGACGACGAUGAUGAUGAUGAUGAUGAAAACUUGAAUAGUGGACGUAAUAAUUCAAGGAGAAAUGUCGAUAGAGAUAGUUUUGAAAUUGAUGAAGGACACCAACUGCUGCCAAAAUCCUCCUCCCUGGGUAAGAAAUCCACUACGCAAUCAUUAUCUACACCAGAUUCAGCGCAUCCACCACCAGGGUACGAAGAAACUAACCAUAGGAGCAGCCACGAUGAUGGUGCCACACUAUUUGAUCUAGGUGAAGAUGAAGAAGAUGAUGAUGACGACGAACAUGCGGGGGAAGAUGAUCGAUUGAAAAAGAAGGAUUAG
Molecule: messenger RNA, 1821 nt
Organism: Lodderomyces theae
Lineage: Eukaryota; Fungi; Ascomycota; Pichiomycetes; Serinales; Debaryomycetaceae
Exons: 1
Coding region: 1-1821 (606 amino acids)
Biological process (GO): retrograde transport, endosome to Golgi
Cellular component (GO): membrane; Golgi apparatus
Source: RefSeq, a predicted model, not a curated record